AUGGCUUAUGACCGCUUCAUUGCCAUCUGCAGACCCCUGCACUACGGCACCAUCAUGGACAGCAGAGCUUGUGUCAAAAUGGCAGCAGCUGCCUGGGCCAGUGGUUUUCUCUAUGCUCUCCUGCACACUGGGAACACAUUUUCAAUACCACUCUGCCAAGGCAACACAGUGGAGCAGUUCUUCUGUGAAAUUCCCCAGAUCCUCAAGCUCUCCUGCUCAGAUGCCUACCUCAGGGAAGUUGGGGUUCUUGUGGCUAGUGGCUGUUUAUUCUUUGGGUGUUUCAUUUUCAUUGUGCUGUCCUACGUGCAGAUCUUCACAGUCGUGCUGAGGAUCCCCUCUGAGCAGGGCCGGCACAAAGCCUUUUCCAUGUGCCUCCCGCACCUGGCCGUGGUCUCCCUGUUUGUCAGCACCUCAUUUUUUGCCUAUCUGAAGCCCCCCUCCCUCUCCUCCCCAGCUGUGGAUCUGGUGGUGGCUGCUCUGUACUCGGUGGUGCCUCCAGCGGUGAACCCCCUCAUCUACGAGCAGGGGCUCCACCACCUCGUGGCCCCUGAACCCAAGGCCGACACUGAUUGUCACAUCCCUGAUGUGGUGCAGGUGUCCUCCAAAGGCCAGAGGAAGCAAAUGUCCAACAGAAGCUCCCUGAACGAGUUCCUCCUCCUGGGGUUCUCUGACACACGGGAGCUGCAGUUCCUGCACUUCUCGCUCCUCCUGGGCAUCUACCUGGCUGCCCUUCUGGCUCUGGACCUGGUGGUGGCUAUUCUGUAUGUGGUGGUGCCUCCAACACUGAACCCCCUCAUCUACAGCAUGAGGAACAGGGGGCUCAAGGAGGCACUGAGGAAACUGACUCAACUGGUACUAGUUCUGCAGCAAUAA
Molecule: messenger RNA, 873 nt
Organism: Dromaius novaehollandiae (emu)
Lineage: Eukaryota; Metazoa; Chordata; Aves; Casuariiformes; Dromaiidae
Product: olfactory receptor 14J1-like
Exons: 5
Coding region: 1-873 (290 amino acids)
Biological process (GO): G protein-coupled receptor signaling pathway
Cellular component (GO): membrane
Molecular function (GO): olfactory receptor activity; odorant binding
Source: RefSeq, a predicted model, not a curated record